Porites lobata is the source of this 671-nucleotide messenger RNA. Lineage: Eukaryota; Metazoa; Cnidaria; Anthozoa; Scleractinia; Poritidae. The record is from the annotation of a GenBank genome assembly.
UUAGAAGAAGAAGUUUUAGCACUCGAGAAUAAGCUUGACGAACGUAACGUAUCAGACAUAGUGAAAGAAAACAUACGGACUGAACUCAGAAUUAAGAAACAGCUAAUAGAAGAAAUAAUCGCCUACAAAACUCAAGGGGCUAUUCUUAGAUCAAAAGUGAAAUGGUAUAAUGAAGGAGAAAAGAAUACAAAAUAUUUCCAUAAUCUGGAGAAGCGGCACUUUAAUAAUAAAACCAUUAGGUACCUCCAAAGCGCAAAUGGAAAGAAGUUUUCGACGGACGAAGAGAUUCUAGACGAAGCAAAAAACUACUAUGAGCAUCUUUACACGACUACAAGUGUUGAUGUCAGUGAUUAUGAUAAUCUUUUUUUCCCUGAGGUUACUGAAACAAAGCUAGGUAAUAAUCAAAAAGAAUCUUGCGAAGGCCUACUGUCAGCAACGGAAUGCUUAGAGAGUCUAAAAACAAUGGAAUCGGGUAAAUCGCCUGGGACGGACGGUUUUCCAGCAGAAUUUUAUAAAGUUUUUUGGGACGAUUUGUCUACCUUUUUACUCGCCGCUUUAAACUCGUCUUUUACCCAGGGUCACCUUUCCAUCUCGCAGCGCAGGGGAUUGAUAACCCUGAUACCAAAGAAAGACAAACCGCUACAGCAUCUAAAAAACUGGAGACCUAUAAG